UCAAGUGCAUCGAACGUCCGACGACGUAACUUUAUUAAUAGCUUCCAGUAAGUUAACCAAGUUGGCCAAACGAUGGUAUGAGAUGCAAUCUGGUCAAGUUCUAGAGUCGUGGCCUGCGCUCAGACAAGCGCUGAUCCAGAUGUUCGAUCGUCGCAUCUCAUUCACGGCCCCGAUGCAGCGUAUUGAAGCUCGAAAAUGGAAUUCAUCGAAUGAAUCAUUCGAUCAAUAUGUGAUCGAUAAAUUGUCGUUAAUUCAUCGUUUGAACAUCCCUACGACCGACGCCGUCAAUCUUAUCAUUGGAGGUAUCCAGCAGCAUUCGCUGCGUGCAACAGCACUGACUCUGCCUACACAUUCGGUGGAUCAAUUGGAAGCAAUGAGAAGAAUUACCUUCGGGAUGAGUGAUAUUGAUAAGAAGAAUCAGCAUCCGAGCAAGGGUGACGCAAUAGGGACGGUCUCAAGGCAACCGACGGCAAAGCAACAAGGCACGAUGGUAAGCCGACGGAGAGUACGUGCAACUACUGCAAAAAGAAGGGCCAUUGGAAAGCGAAUUGCACGGCUUUGAAGAGAAAAGAGCAAACUACGUUGACAACUGCAUCUUCGGCUAAAGCAUCGUUCUCGUCGCAGCCAGCGAUGGUAGCGGUUGUGAAGCCCAAAAAUGAUAAGUUUUAUCUUUUUUCUCCUA
Messenger RNA from Camponotus floridanus (Florida carpenter ant), 682 nucleotides. RefSeq lists its product as uncharacterized. The record is from RefSeq and is a predicted model, not a curated record. Lineage: Eukaryota; Metazoa; Arthropoda; Insecta; Hymenoptera; Formicidae. The coding region runs from base 83 to 562 and encodes 159 amino acids. The transcript has a single exon.